This is a messenger RNA of Cydia pomonella (codling moth), 10902 nucleotides long. RefSeq lists its product as uncharacterized. Bases 314 to 7846 code for a protein of 2510 amino acids. The transcript has 18 exons. NCBI's taxonomy places the organism in Eukaryota, Metazoa, Arthropoda, Insecta, Lepidoptera, Tortricidae. The record is from RefSeq and is a predicted model, not a curated record.
AACCACAAGAUAACUCUUUGCGCCUUCAUUUUUUAAAUUUGCCGCUUUUUUCUAAUGACGAAAAUAGGUUGACAGAGUAUACUUGCACUAUACCGUCCGAUAUAAAAUAUGUAGUAUAACAUAAAUCCUCUUUAGCUCAAGCGGAUAAAAUUUAAGAAGAAAAUACUCUGUCUAAAGAUAACAUUAUUUGGACAGAAGCCAAAAUAAUGAUGUGAUUUCGGCUGUCAAAAUUCAAUAUUUUAAUUAAAUUAAAAUCUUAAAAAAAUAAUAAAGUGAUAUGAAAUGAAAAGACAUAAAUUUUACGUGGUAUCUAAUGUUUAACCCAGUGGGUGUAGACGUAGAUAGCUACUACACCUUAUUUCUUUUCUGGCUUCAAAUUUUCGGUGUCUAUACGACACUUCUCGUUGUUACUGCACUUAUUGUCAUUUACAUUUUGAGGAAACGUCGCUCAUCAAUCCUGAAAAGCCAGCGCUACGUCCGCGCGCCGCUGUCCGAGUUGGAGUUCAACGUGGCCACCCCCGACCAGACCAAGAGCCGCCGUGUGAGCUUCAGCCGCCGCACCGGCGUGGCAGAGUUUGAGGUCACCGAAGCCACCACCGCUUGGAAGAAUGUGUACGAGGAGCACAACAAGUCCCUGGAGACGUCGGCCAACGAGUCCGGCGUGAAGGCGGCACCGCGUCGCGUGGGGCAUCUCGGAGCGCGCUCUUGUGUCUUCCAGGACGAAGAGGCCGACCUCAUCGACGUCUCCGAGCCGCGGGCCCCGCCCACUGCGCAGCUGGACGAACUGCCCGCCAACACUAAUACUACACAGCUAUUCCGACUAGACUCGAACCCGGGCCUGCGCGAGCUGACUGACAAGCUGGACGUGGACUUGUCGGCCGUGGCGCCGCUGGCGGACGACCUGGAGCUGCUCGCGCGCGACCUGCAGCGCGGGCCCAAGCGCGCCAACAUCUCCGAAAUCAGCAUCGACGUCGACUUCAACGCCACGCACUUCAGCCUCAAGGUGGACAAUGAUGAUAUGUCCAUCACCGACACGAUCCGGAGCCCCGCUGUCUGUGCGGCUCACAAGCAAGUCGACGAUUGGACGGCAGAUAAAGAAAAUAUAGUUGUGAAUCCGUACAUCGCGCCUCCGCCUGCGGAAUUCUCUUGCGAGGAUAUAUUAGUGUUCGAUGGGAAAAAGUGCAAGUUUCAAUCGAAACUGGAUCAAAGUGCGCCUUUAGUGUCUGAAUCGGGGAAUAUUCCUCCGAAUACCGUGUUUCUUGAUGAUAUGACAGAAACGCAAGCGAUACCCGUGAACAUUUUACAAGAAAAUAUACUAGAUAAGAGUGUUCUCAAUACUGAGCGUAGAAGGACUGUUGUGUUUGGCGAUGAUGGAGAUAUGUCGGUAACUCAGGCCGUUGCUAGUAAUAUUAUAGCCCCGAAAGCUGUACAGGAGGAUAAAGAAAAUCAGAAAACUAUGUAUUUCAAUGAUUUGGCGGAUAUGUCAGUUACACAAGCCCUACCAGCGGAUAUCAUUGAAAAUGAACCCCAGCUCAAAACCAUAUUGUACGAAGACGAUGCACAUAUAUCCAUGACGGAAGCUGUGCCAGCCCGCGUACUCGCGGGGCUUGAAAACCUUGGCCUAGAAAAUAAAAGAAGAACUAUUGUCAAUGAAAACGCCGAUGUUUCCACGACUGGCGUGGUAUCGGGAAGACAUGAAGUAAAGGGUAAUGAAGAUCGGAGAAAAACUAUUGUUUAUGGUAAUGAUGAUGGGAAUGUUUCCAUAACGGGGGUAUUGCCAGCGAAUAUUAUUGAUGAAGCUAAAUUAGCCCCCCAACCAAAUACGGAUCGAAGAAAAACUAUUGUUUAUGGGAAUGAUAACGGCAAUCUGUCUGUAACCGGCGUCUUGCCAACUAAUAUAAUUGAUGAAGCGAAAUUAACACAACUUGAUACAGAUCGCAGAAGAACUGUGGUUUUUGGAAACGAUGAUGGAAAUUUAUCAAUGACUGGUGUAGCACCAGUGAAUAUACUUGAUGGAGCAAAAGUUACUCAAGGACCUAAUACAGAUCGAAGAAAAACCAUAGUUUAUCAUGAUGAUGAUGGAAAUGUCUCUAUGACUGGGGUUCUACCAGCCAAUAUAAUAGAUGAAUCAAAAGUACAACAGCCAAUUGAUCGCAGAAAGACCAUAGUUUACGAUAAUGAUGAUGGGAAUGUGUCUGUAACUGAGGUUCUACCGGCCAAUAUUAUUGAUGAAGCAAAAGUAAGUCAACAAAGUACGGAUCGCAGAAAAACGGUAGUUUUUGAAAACGAUGAUGGAAAUUUAUCUAUGACUGGUGUAGCACCAAUGAAUAUACUUGACGGUGCAAAAGAUCCUAAUACAGACCGCAGAACAACCAUUGUUUAUGGAAAUGAUGGAGGUAAUAUUUCAAUAACUGGGGUAGUACCAGCCAAUAUAUUUGAUGGAUCAAAAGUAACUCAAGAUCCUGGAACAGAUCGUCGAAAAACCAUUGUUUAUAAUAAUGAUGAAGGAAACAUUUCUGUUACUGGGGUAGUGCCAGGUAACAUAUUUGAUGUAGCAAAGGAAAUCCAAGAACCUAAUGCAGAUCGCAGAAAAACCAUACUUCAUGAUAAUGAUGAGGGCAAUAUUUCAGUAACUAGUGUCCCAGUCAAUAUACUUGAUGAAGCAAAACAUUUGCCUACAGAUCCUAGUAAAACUGUAGAAUAUGAUAAAAAUUAUGGUAACGCGGCUGAGCCCGGUGUCUUACUCCCUAUCCUUGAUGAUGGCACAAAUAUGCAACCUGUAAUUGCAGAACGCAGAAAAACAGUAGUUUAUGACGAAGACAAUGGAAAUUUAUCCAUGACUGCUGUAGCACCAGUUAAUAUACUUGAUGGAGCAAACAAACAAAAUACAGAAUAUAAAAAUGUAGUAUAUGCAACUGAUGAUGGAAAUUUGUCUCUAACUGUGGCAGCAUCAGAGUUAUUUGAGGAUGCCAAUGAACAACUCGAUGAACAAGUCAAUGCGCCAAAUAGAGAAUGCAGAAAAACUGUUGUUUAUGGUGAUAAUGAUAACAAUGUACCUGCUAAUAUUAUUGAAGAAGAAGCUAAAUUGAUCCAAUCUCUAAAUGAAGAACACAGAAAAACUACUGUCUAUAGAAAUGAAGAUGUAAACGUAUCUAUGGCUGGAGUGACCCAAGCAAAUAUAAUAGAUGAAGAAAAUGAUAAACAACAGCCUAAAACGAAUCGUGAAAGCAUUGUUUAUGGAAAUAUACCUGUAACAGGAGUUCUGCUUGAUAAAGAAGAUGUCGCAUCCGCAUUAGAAGUUGAAAUGACUCUACCUUCGAAUGCGGAUCGCAGAAAAACCGUUGUUUAUGAAGAAAAUGAUGGAAAUAUGUCUAUUACAGGAGUUAUUCCCAAUAUUAUUGAUGAAGCAAAAUCUACGCAUCCAAUUGAACGCAGGAAAACUGUCGUUUACGAAGACAAUGAUGUUUCAAUGACGGAUAUCGUUCCUGCAAAUAUAAUGCCUGAAGACAACAUCGUAGUACCAGAGACACAAACAAGUUUUAUAUGUGAGAAUACUGAAACUCAAAAGAACGAACUCCAAGUUUUUGAUGAAAAGGUUGAACAGGUUGAAAUGAUAGAGAUAGUUACAAUACCAAAAGUAAUAGAAUCUGAUGAAGUGGGAGACGUUUCUAUGACGCAAGCUGACGGACCACAGUCGCCAAAGAAUCUUUGUUCAACCACAUUAAAUAAGUCAUUGACCAAUCAGGAUAUAACAUCACUCAACGAAUCUUUGGUCGGCCAGAUAAUUUCCGCCAUGGAUAACACAACUCACCAAACAUUUGAUCAGCCUCCGGCCGAUCUCCACUCAGCUACUAUUAACAAGUCUUUGGCUGGCCAGACUUCUACUGUGUUAGAAAAGUCGUUUCCUAGUCAAGAGCAAUCUUUGGCUGGUCAGGUCCUUUCCACCACAUUCAAUAAGGCUGAUGUAACCACAACAUUAGAAAAAUCCCUGGUCGAUCCACAUUCAGCCACAUUUAACAAAUCUUUGGCCAACCAAGAACCAGACAUAAACAAAUCAUUACCUGGCCAAGAAUAUGUAGCCACAUUAAAUAGAUCUUUAGCCGGGCAGAAAUGUCCCACAAUCACUAAAUCUUUAACUGGUCACUCAACAUCAAUGAAUAAAACUUUAACGAGCAAUAUUUUAGUCUACGGUGCCACGACAGGACGUGAAGCUAAGGGCAGUGAGGCUUCAUACUUAGUAGAAGGCUUGAAUUUAGAACACAACCAAUCUCAAGAAUCCUCAAUCAACCCGUCACUUGUCCUAUCUAAAAGUUCCACUGAGCGGUUGGCCAGGUCUCGGGUAGAAGCAGUAAUGACACCACCAAAAGAAUCUGUUCUCGAUGUAUUACUUGAUAUGUCACAGGCUUCAGGAGAAGAUAUAUGGAAACCUCCGAGUAACACUGUAACGGAACCGGUCAGCAAUAUAACUGUAACUGUUACUGAUAGCAUUCCUACCUCUGAAAGCUACAUCUUAGUCAAGGAUGAUGAACCCGAUGAACCAGCGUUAGAAGUCACCGAACCUUUGGCUAUAGAAUACAAAAAGCAAAAGCAUGGUAUAGUGUGUAAGCUUCAACGGAAACUCAGUGAGCUAAAAGACACACUUCUUAUCAAACAGAAAUCUCCUAAAAAAGAAAAAAAUAAGAAUGAAAAUCAGGAUCUGACGCAAAAUACUUCCAAUUUGGAUACUCCUAAAACAACUGAUAGUUUUGAAAAGAGUAAACUGCCGAAACCUUCUUUAAUGUCUCCAAGUUCUCCAAAUAAGGAUGUUCAAGAAAAGAACAAAUCAGUGAAGAUAGAUUUGACUUCUGAAAUGUCUGUAGAUGAGGAAGUAUCUCAGGUAGAAAAUCAGAUACAGGUGGAUCUGACUUCCAUCGAAGACAAGGAGGAAGCGGACACAACUAAAUGCCAAGCCAACGAUACUAAAGCCAUUUUGGAUGCUUUGUCAGACUUUACUGACACUAGACGCUCCGGAGACUUCGAACCGGCUCCAAACCCAGAUAAAACUAGACGCAGCUCCGCUCCAGAUAGAAAAUCCAUGGUCAUAUCAAGGGAAGACCUGCUUCGAGAGAUCUCCAUGGCCCAAGCGCUCAUGAAAACUGAAAUGGCGCAGACGGAGAUAGAGCUAGAUGCGACCGAAGGCAGUUCAGAUGAUCAGGAGCACAGUCCACCGCGUCUAGGCGGGGAGGUCGUCAAAACUCUUCGUUUCGAAGACGACGAGUCCAUACUAGAUUCAAAAAUCCUUCAAAAACCACUAUCACCCGAUUCACCCCCUUUCCGUACUUCCUCAGUCAUACCGACAUACGAAAUCAGCGAUCCGGUGAAAGAGCUCAUGAAGGAUCUUAUAAAACCAUUGGCGGACGUGGAGCAACCUUCCCUGACCGAACCUUGUCAAAGCUCCCAAGCGGACCACUUAGAUUCCAGCCAGAUCGACUUAAUUCCCGCUAAACCUAUUUUAGUAUCUCCUCGCUCCUGCUUAAGAAAGAACGAACAGGAAGUCGCUCACUCAGAAAUGCAUGUAGAAUCACCACGAAGGGAACCGGAACCCGUAAUAGUGUUCGAUCCAAGUAAUCCGCUGAACAAUGUUGUCAUUCCCCCGCUGGACCGGGCGGUGGCCCACAAGUACAACCCGGUGCAGUCCGGGCACAGCCUCAGCCCGAGCCUCCCGAGCAUGGAGAGCCGGUGCUGCCAGACGGACGAGCCGGAGCCGAGGAGCGUGGAGGUGGGGCUGGUGCUGGCGCGGCCCACGGUGGACCGCGGCGUGGCUUCCGGCGUGAAGCUGGGCGGCGGCGUCGUGGACCGCGCCGUCUCGACCAGCGCUACUGUCAAGGAUUGUGAAGUCAACACAACUAUAGUUAUGAAAGGCAACCGCGAGCUGCUAGCGGAGAGCUCGUCGCUCACGCUCGUGGACGACGUGCUGCCGCGCUCGCCCGUGCGAGUCAUCUUCAAGCUGGACGAGCCCGACGAGCCGGAUUCGUCCGUCGUGCUCGACUCGGACCUGUCGUCCGUGCACGACUCGUCCGACAACGGCCGCAAGAGGGGCCAUGUCGCCGCCAAAGGACCGGAGGUAACAUACUCGCUGUCGUAUAUACACGACUCGUCCGUCGUGCUCGACUCGGACCUGUCGUCCGUGCACGACUCGUCCGACAACGGCCGCAAGAGGGGCCAUGUCGCCGCCAAAGGACCGGAGGUAACAUACUCGCUGUCGUAUAUACACGUAUAUACACGACUCGUCCGUCGUGCUCGACUCGGACCUGUCGUCCGUGCACGACUCGUCCGACAACGGCCGCAAGAGGGGCCAUGUCGCCGCCAAAGGACCGGAGGUAACAUACUCGCUGUCGUAUAUACACGUAUAUACACGACUCGUCCGUCGUGCUCGACUCGGACCUGUCGUCCGUGCACGACUCGUCCGACAACGGCCGCAAGAGGGGCCAUGUCGCCGCCAAAGGACCGGAGUGCCUUCUCCAUCCGGAAGGUGACGCCGAAGCCCGCCAUGAAGGUGCAGAAGGUGUCCAACAGCACCAAGGUGUCCAGGAGACCGAGAAGCCAGUCUCCCAGAGGGAACGAAAUCAAGGAUAAUAGUCCGUCUAGCAGAGGGUCCUCGGUGACGGUGGCGCAGCUGUACGCGUGCGCGCGCGGCGCGGCGUCCGCCUCGAUGAAAGGCAUCAUCAUUAUGACGAAAGCUUGUCUCACUCCCCGCUUUGUUCAUGUCGUUAGUUUAUCUUUUAAUUUAAGAUAUGUGUUAAAUAUCCAAACGGUGUCGCCAUCUACUCGAGAAUAUGCUGAAGGUAUAUCGCCAUCUAUUCGAGCUUACAUUUUUGAUUGUUUUAAGGCACUUUUUUUUCUUAGACUUGAUUUAUGUUAUACGGAGUUAUAUAUGUCAGUGUCCGACUGGCGCCCGGAGCUGCUGCACGAGGCGAGCUCCAAGAACCUGGUCGCCGAGCAGGAGUCCGGCGUCAACGUGGUGGCCAAGAUCGACGUGCUGCCCUUCAUGGGCACGUCGGAGUGCGAGUGGGAAUCCCGCGCGGCCGACACUUGGACGUUCCGACUGCUGCGCGCGCAACUACGACUGCUGAUACGACUAGAACAUAGAGCGACUAACACGACCAGGGUGCUAGUGCGGGCCGACACGCCCGUCAGACUAGUGACGGUACAACAUGUCGCCGUCGACCAAGGUAGGACACACCUGGUGCUAGUGCGGGCCGACACGCCCGUCAGACUAGUGACGCUACUACGACUAGAACAUCGAGCGACUAACACGACCAGGGUGCUAGUGCGGGCCGACACGCCCGUCAGACUAGUGACGGUACAACAUGUCGCCGUCGACCAAGAUCGCACGGAGCCAGUGGCGGCACUGUGCCUCUGCCUCGCGGCGGAGGCGAUGCGCCGCCUGUGCGGGCGCGGCGUGGCGCGCGCCGGCGCGGUGCCGGCGCUGCUGCGGCGCUGCGCCGCCGUCGCGCGGGUGGCGCUGCACUGGGGGCGCUGCAUGCGGCAGGCGAGCGCCGCACUCGCCUUCUCGCUCUCCGAGGACGGCUGUCUCUCUCUCAAGGUGGCGAACAUCCCGCUGCGCUCCAUCUGGGAGAUCACGCUCCGCAUCUCGCUGCUGGACGACGGGCGCGGGGCGCCGCACCCGCGCGCCGCCGGCGUGGCCGUGGCGCCCGUCGUGGCCGCCUGGGCGCCCGGCGCGGCCGAGCUGCGCGCCCUGCUGCACGCCGUGCCCGAGGACUGGGGGCACGUGCCGCGCACUGUGUGGAAACUAUUCAAAUACCUGAAGAACAAGAGGCCAGAAGACGACCUGCUCGUCAUGUAACAACAUCACUUACACAUCCACACAGCCAUACCACAACACACCGCAUUCACACUAGACCGCGGUUCAGAAACUGAUUUCCGUGACCAAAAGCAUCCCGGGCGUAUUUUUCUCAACCACCAACGAAGCGUCAGCUGACGUCCACGAGGACUCUUUACACAGCGCCAGGAGUUAACGCCCGGGAUGCGAUGCCGAACGAAAUUAGCACCUGGCCCGCGGCCUAUAUAUACACAUAUGUGGGUCACAUGGAAAGUUUCUAGAAUGAACCACUGAGAGAUCAUGUAACCAGCUAAAGGGUGGAUCAACUUUUUAGCGUUACUCAUUGCCAUGGUUACGUUUUUUUGUCCCAUGGACAACCACUCUUGAGAUCCUAAUUUUGUGGUAUUUUAAUGUAUGAAACAUGCAGUUUUAUGACAUUUCUAUAACAGGCCAUCCACUGAGCACACUUCGAACAAACUGUGCCAAUAUUGUCCCUUGGACAACCAGACAGAAAACACAAAAAAAGUUGAUUCGCCCUAAAAUGCAGCGAAAAGUUUUAUCAUGUAGCCAUUGUAACAGACUAUAAGAUUAGCCAAAAUCGACGCAGUAAUUUUCACGCUACGUUGGUACACGACCAUAACAUACCCACAUACAUAAGUAUUCAUUUAGAUUUAAAAACUUAGUGCUAUAAACUUAAGCGCAAGAUUUGAGCUGCGACCGCAAGACUGAUUGUUAAUAGACUUUAAUACUAACACUAACGAGCCGAGGUUUUCCCGAGGGGCUGUUAAACGUCCCACUUUGUCGCUUGCCAGAAGAACGAGAUCUCCUUGUAUCUUUAUAUAAAUAACCUGUCAAGGCGUCCUUAUGACAAGUGACAAGGUGGGAUGAUUUGCCGGCUGCAGUUUUUCUUACUUAAGGGUAGAAGCGGGUCAAAAACUGGCAAUAAUAGGGGCUCCCCGCAAUUUUCAUAGAUUUUUGACGAGUUUUGAGUCGUUACUCCUACAUUAGCACUAUAGAUAGACUUAUAAGACAAACAGCUAUCGGUUCUUCAAUCUUUUAUCUCUAUUCUGGUCUGCCGGAUUUUGAAAGAAAUGAACACUUCUUUUUUUAUGUAUUUUUUAAAAUAUUGUCUAUAAAAACACUUUUUUCGUUACUCGCAAUCGAGUCAAGGAUUUUACAUGUACGAAAUCUACACACUCGGGUUCGUCUUUGACGUCUCUAGAAACUGGUCAGAGAUUUUAAUUUUAAACUAAUAAACACAAAAGUUAUGGCCAGAAAACCAAUUUUUUGGCCUAAAAUUGUUCAACUUUGAUGCCAAAUAUCUCGAAGACAAUGAACUUUGUAGUAAAUAUGGGAUACUAUCGAGGUUUACCCGAGGGGCUACAGUAUGGUGUUCUUCAAAAAAGGAGUGUACAGGUUUUUAAAGGGUCGGCAACGCGCAUGUAAUAUAUCUGGUGUUGCAGGUGGCCAUAGGCUACGGUGACUGCUUACCAUCAGGCGGGCCGUAUGCUUGUUAUAUAAAAAAAAACUAUAUUGCUUAAGGCCGUUGUUGUUAAUAUAAAAAAUAUUAGAAAACUAAAGGAUUCAGAUCGAAGGUCAUUGGCGCCAGAGAGCCCCUUAAGUAAUAAAUGAUUGACGCCUAUGGAAAUAGUUUCUGUCCCGGGGAAAGACGUAGGAUAGUUUUUAUCGAUCAUCAUUAUCAUCAUCAUCAUCCGAUGCAGUAUUUCUCUGAAAACCUUUCCAAUUUGUUGGUUCUAUUACGUGACUAUUAAUUCACUAUUGUUAGCUGGGGUGUUGUAUAUUUAUUUUUACAGUAGGGUCAAGGAGGGAACAGUGGCUCGUUAGAAAAUAGCCGGGUACAGUGGCUCAAGCCAUAUAUUUGUGUGGUAGAGCACAGCACAGCGGAUGUCAUUCCAGAUCUAGAGCAGAGCCCAACUGGGGAAGUACCUCCACCUUACUCAGUGUUGUGUUCCUGCCGGUGAAUAAGGUUGCCAGACAUCAAUGAGGGGGGGGGGGGGGGGGUUUAGGGUCGGCAACGCGCAUGUAACUCCUCUGGAGUUGCAGGCGUACAUAGGCUACGGAGACUGCUUACCAUCAGGCGGGCCGUAUGCUUGUUUGCCACCGACGUAGUAUAAAAAAGUCACUGUUCCCUCCUUGACCCUACAUAUGGUGACAGACUAAGAUAACUAAGAUAAGUUGACAGCGAUGUUGACAGCCCAGACGGUGCAAAUGUUAUUUUAAACGUCAUUCUUCUAUGAAAUUAUUAUGUUUACUAGGCUGGGCUAUCAAAAUCGCUGCCAACUUAGCUUGGUCUGACUACUUUCCCGCACUAGUGCGGGAAUGAGCACUUUUCGUGCCUAUGUCGAAAGUUGAAAGGGCCAUAUGUACUCGAAACGUACGAUAUACGUGCGAAUAGGUAAUUCGCAACUCGUGUGGAUUUCAAACACCCUUCAGUAGGGCUAAGAUGGUCGUCUCUUUAUCAUUUGUCACCAUACCUGUCACGUUCUAACAAAUAUGUAAGCGCGAAAGUGACGGGCACAGUGACAAGUGAUAAAAAUGGAACCAUAAUACCGCCGCAGUUCGGUUUUAAUUUAUCGACACUCGUUGCGAAUUGCCUACUUUCCGCAUUUAUAUCGUAAAUAACUAUAGGGACCGUGCGCGUUGGAGGGUCUGCCAUCUUGUGCUCUGAAUCGGAACCAUAAACGGGCACAUAUACACGUCAAGUGUUUUCUUGUGCAUAGUAGGUUCUGCCAUCUUGUGGGCUACAUCGGAACAAAAAACAUCACAUUUACGCCUCGCGCCAAAAAUCUGACGGCUCCUGUGCUGCCUCCUAUAGUUCAUGCACGCUCCCUAUUGUAUGUGCGUGACGUACCGCAUGGAAUCAAAGGCUUAUUAUAAAUAAAAUUUACUUUUAAAAUAAUAGGAACCAGGAUGUAGCGUUCAUGAACAUGCGAGAUCAUAUAUGUAGUUGGAUACUACGAAAUAAACAAAGGUAAUUUUGUAUUCUAUAUUGAAUUGUGUUUUAUUCGUGCAUUUAUUAUGUUGAAUUUUGAUAUGAGAAAUAUAUUGUGUGAACGUAA